CUCUUCAAGUAUUGAGAUUAGAAAAAUAGAAAGAGGUGUUAUCCCUCUCUUUUGAGCGUGACAUUAAUCAUGUCCUAAUAGAGCAGUUUUUCAUCUUCUUCUUCUCUAGUACUCCCAUUGUACUCUGAUUUUAUUCCUGUAACGACAUUGGAGAAGGAGGAGGUUGCUGCUUCUCCAACGGACCAUGUAUAGAGGCAUACUCUGUCACACUUAAAAGUUGUAUGAGAUAAUACUUUUAUGAACUAAGUCAUGAUUGUAAUCUCUAAGUUAUAAGAAUUGUUCGUUCUGAAAAAAUUAGUUAUGUUGUUGUAGUUAUUUCUGAUAGGGUUUGGAUUUGUGGUAACUUCGUUAUAUUCUUGUUCCUCUAUUUAAGCUGUAUAAUUUUUUAUGGUUCGAAUAUUGUGGUAAUUAUUAUUCUUGAAACCAAAUUGAUAGUGAAGUUAGAUAUCAUGAUGGUUAGGGUUUGAGUAACUUGGAGUUUGUAAGAUUGCCACUAGUAGUGGAUUUUAAAUUCUUUUGUGUAGAUGGCUACAUUACAUAUCACUUUGGAGAUAUAUCACAUAGAAAAAUUUGAGAGAACAAAAGAUGGAAAAACUAUGUAUGUAGUGGAGAGAACAAAAGAGGCAGCCUUGGAUGCUGCAGCAGCUGAAUUUGAGGCAUCUCUGGGUACCGAAACCCAACCACAGGCCACUAUCACAUUGAAUCCAUCUCCUAAGAUGCCGCAUACACUGCAAGUGCCACCACACAUUAGGCCACCAACCACAAAAAAUAAAGAGAACAAAGAGAUCCACCAAGAGGCCUCUUCCAUCACAAGUUCAGACCCCUGUGCCUCAGGUUCCAACUUUGAACACUCUCAGCAGUCAUUCAAUGCAUCUGUUAAGCCACCCACCGUGUCCCCAUAUACAAUGCAAGGAGCCAGUGCAGGCAUAACUUCUAGGUUCGCACAGUUUAUGCCAACACCAAGAUCAUCCAGUUCUUGGAUUCAGACCACCCAGACCAUCUACUACUAUGCAAAGCACAGCCUAUGGAUUAUCCAGUGGGAGCAACAACUCAACACUAAAUUAAAAAAAAAUUAACAGUCUUUAUAUUUUUUGGAAUCUAUAUGUAUGUAAUUUAGCUCAAAACUUUACUGCUAAGGAUCAGUUAUGUUUACUAUUUUUAUUUUGGAUUAUCAUGUCAU
Molecule: messenger RNA, 1180 nt
Organism: Arachis stenosperma
Lineage: Eukaryota; Viridiplantae; Streptophyta; Magnoliopsida; Fabales; Fabaceae
Exons: 2
Coding region: 525-1076 (183 amino acids)
Source: RefSeq, a predicted model, not a curated record